This is a messenger RNA of Poecilia latipinna (sailfin molly), 2295 nucleotides long. RefSeq names its product GRAM domain-containing protein 3. Lineage: Eukaryota; Metazoa; Chordata; Actinopteri; Cyprinodontiformes; Poeciliidae. The record is from RefSeq and is a predicted model, not a curated record. The coding region runs from base 194 to 1333 and encodes 379 amino acids. The transcript has 13 exons.
CUGGCUUCACCGCUUCUGAUUGGUCUUCUGACUUGGUCCGAUUUAAGGUCAUUAUCCUAAUCAGCCGUGGAUGAAGUGAGGAGGUGGUGGGGGUUAAAAAAAAAAAGCAGAAACCAAACAAGAACGGUGGAGUUUGGCGUGGAGAGUCGUUUCUUCGCGAACCGACGGACCACCACCACUGGCUGAGGGAAGAAUGCUUGAAAACAAGAGAGAGAGAUUGAAAACCUUCCUUAGGAAGAUCGACGAGAAGGCCAUUGUCAAACUAAAGCACUUCAUGAAAGAGAGCAGCUACCCAGUGGAGAGUGGCGGGCUGCCAGCCAAAGCCAAGAAAAGCAGGAACAGCCAGAGCAAUGGCGCCAUCAAGAAGACCGAGGCGAAGAAAGCCUUGAGUUUAGAGACUGCUCAGCUCGAGCUCCAGCAGCAGCACAAAACCGUCAGCAGACAAAUUGCCAUCAGAUCGGAGACAUUUGAUGGUGACAACAAAGGCUUCGAGAGAACAGAAAGCACCGGCAGGCAAAGUAGUUUCACAAAGCACAACAAAACAUUCCACAAGUUGUUUCCAGACAUUCCUGAGGAAGAAGACUUGAUGCAUGCAUACAUCUGUGCUCUGCAGAGAGAAGUGCCGUAUCACGGUCGCCUCUACAUCACCGACACCCACGCCUGUUUCUUUUCCUCAGUUCUGCUGAAGGACACUAAGGUUGUCAUUCCGGUUUCCUCCAUCCACACAGUGAAGAAACAGAAAACGGCUCUGCUGGUACCCAACGCCUUGUCUCUUCGUACCUCAGAUGGAGAGAAGUACGUCUUUGUGUCGCUGAGGAACAGGGAAUCGUGUUACCAGCUGCUUCGCUCCGUCUGCCCUCAGAUAGAGGACGGCAGCACCAACAGUAGCCCUCGCUUUUCCUCAGGCGAAAACAGCUUUGACAAAAGCAAACACGUGAACUCCAGCCAGUCCAGCUUGGACGACAGCUUGGAUGGUUCUGAAACUCAGUCCUUACAGAACCAGCCUCUGCAGAGAGCUCACCGAGAAGCAGUGCCUCAUGGAAACGGUUCAGGUUUCAGCAGUCCGCAGACUGACAGCUCAUCCACAGAGGAGCUCUCCGAGUCAGGUGGAUCGUGGAUGUGGAAUGUGACUGAAAAAGCCAAGUCUCUGCUGGUUCAGAGAGAGUUCAGCACCCUCAACACUCUUCUCUUUAUUUACUUGAUUUUGGUGGUGCUGCUGCUGCUGUCUUCGGGUUACAUCGGUCUCCGUAUCGUGGCUCUGGAGGAACAGCUUACGUCCCUCGGUGCUCUGCCAGAGUUCACCUUACAGAGCGGGUAUAACAAAAACACAUAAUCCUCAGCGACGGGAGGAGGGACGGGCGGACUUGUGAUUGGAAGAUGAUUUCAGCCUCUCUGCAGCUGAACCUGAAGGGCCAACUUUAACGUACUCGGACUCUGCUCCCCAACAUGGCCGGCGCUGUUAUGUAGAGGAAGAGCAGCAACCUCGUGCAAUUUCAGAGUCGCUAACUUGAAACAGCUCUUCUUCCUCCAAGUGCAGUAAAUAAACGGGCGUGUUGCAGCCUCAUCACACAGAGCCAAGCCAAAUAAAUACUCACGCUGCCUGGUUGCAGUGUGCCAGUUGUUUAAAAAACCAAAGCCACAAUGGCUCAAACUCAGCAAAGUGCCACACUAGCCAAGUCAGAUGGCACUUUGCUUUCAGAAACUUUUCGACAUCUGUGAAUCUGUCACCCAUUGUCCUGUUCUCCCUGAGCAUGCAAUCUGAAUAGGGCUAUACUGAUCAGCAUUAGCCUGCUGUAGUGCUUUUUGCUGCACUUCAACACUGGAGACGUAGCGCUAUGCAUAGCCAAAGAUGCACAAAGUGCACAUCUUUUGCAUGAGUGCACAGAGAAAAGUUUUCUAUCUCUUUCAUCAGCUGUAAACUCAGUCCUGUCUGUCUCUACAUUGAGCAAGUUUUGGGUACUUUAAAUUGUUCUUUCUCAUUGGCUGUGGGUUGAAAUGAUGAUUUUUUAUUUUUUUUUAAAGAAAAAUAUUUAACGCAGAUCAGCCCACAGAGGCAUAAUCAUUUCCUGAUGGUCUUAUCCUUUCUCUCAAUCCGCCAUGAUUGCAGUUAUACUUUCUUCGUUUUUUGGCAUGAUUUAAACAUGUUAAACGAUCAAUGCUCUGGAUGAAUGCAUCUUCAAUGCACAAAUACUCAGCACAACUGGACACUAAGUUGUCCAAAAGGCGUAGAUUUUGGUCUUCGAGAGCGGAUUCAAAUCUCUGGUUCAGACGUUUAGUUGUUGUAGCGUCUUCAUG